AUGAUCUUCAAACGGCAUGUUCUCGCUGGCCUGGUCACUCUGUCAGGCCAGGCCAUCUCCCAGACCAUCACACCGACACCGACGCAGACAGUGCCGGCUGCAAGCUUGACUGCUGUGUCUGAGUGCCACCUGCAUGGCUCAUCACUCUUUUGCAUGGCUGGUACAACUGAGUAUCUGGUCCACACGACCGUAACAGCCACCCAGGAUGUUCCCCCGCGGUUUACUGGGUGCCAUACCCAUGGCUCUGAGACGUUUUGCCUGGACUCUGAUGGCGGUGAUGUUGAAAUUUCUUUGGCUUCUGAUACUGUUGAGGGUGAUGACCAUGAUGACCACGACGACCAUGAUCUCCAUGUCGACGAGGAGCCGACUUCCUCAUCGACGGGCAAGAACUGCCACUUUCAUGCUGGUGUCGAACACUGUGUCGGUGAAGACGAGUCUGAGGCUAGCGAGGGCAGCUGCGAGAAGAUUGACCGCGACUACAGCGUUCGCCUUCGUGUGGGUCUGCUGUUUGUCAUGCUGGCUACCAGCUCGAUUGGUGUCUUCUCUCCCAUCCUGCUGGCGAAAUUCAUCUCAACGAAGCAUAUUGCCUUCACUGUCUUGCGCCAGUUUGGCACCGGCGUUGUCAUCUCGACUGCCUUCAUUCACCUGUUCACCCAUGCUGUUCUGAUGUUCCAGAACAAGUGUCUUGGAGAACUGGCGUACGAGUCCACUCCUGCUGCCAUCCUGAUGGCCGGCAUUUUCCUGUCUUUCUGUGUUGAGUAUGCCGGCAACCGUAUCGUCCAAUGGCACGAGUCCAAGGUGCACUCUUCCCACCCCGAGGAGGGUCUGCAUAGGCACCACUCCGAGCCUGCCGUCCGCACCGACAUGGUCAACAUCGCCGUCCUUGAAUGCGGUGUCAUCUUCCACUCUCUGCUCAUUGGCCUAACCCUCGUCGUCGCGGGCGACACCUUCUUCCUUACUCUCUUCGCUGUUAUCGUCUUUCACCAAAUGUUCGAAGGAAUCGCCCUCGGAACCCGUAUUGCGGCUCUCGGCCGCCCCUGCCCCACCUCCCGCGGCGUCGACAGCCACGGCCACGUCCAAGGUCACGGCCACGCCCACGGACACGAGCACUACCAUGACCACGAUCUUCAACACGACAGCCAUCCGCACAGCCACACGCCUGGUUCGGACCAUCACAACCACCACGCUCAUUCGUCAUCUUCGGAGGACAAGCCUAAGCACAACGGAAGCGGCGACGACUCCUCGCCCUCGAAGGACUCGGCGUCGGAGAAUGAGAGCGGUGCCGAAACCGGCACUAUCGUGCCCCAUGUCUCGUUGACGAGGAAGUUGCUGCUGGCGACAGGCUUCGCGCUCGUUACGCCGAUCGGCAUGGCCAUUGGCAUCGGCGUGCUGAAGAACUUUAAUGGGAAUGAUCCGUCGACAGUGAUUGCGAUUGGCACACUGGAUGCGUUGUCAGCGGGCAUUCUUGUGUGGGUUGGUGUCGUCGAGAUGUGGGCUCAUGAUUGGAUGCUUGGUGGCGAGAUGACCCGGUCGGGGCCAGUUAGGACCGUGCUUGGGUUUGCGGCGCUCGUGGCAGGGAUGGCGUUGAUGAGUUUGUUGGGGAAGUGGGCUUAA
Thermochaetoides thermophila DSM 1495 is the source of this 1614-nucleotide messenger RNA. Its product is annotated as putative metal ion transmembrane transporter protein. Gene Ontology annotation, molecular function: zinc ion transmembrane transporter activity. The transcript has 5 exons. Bases 1 to 1614 code for a protein of 537 amino acids. The record is from RefSeq and is a predicted model, not a curated record. Gene Ontology annotation, cellular component: plasma membrane. Gene Ontology annotation, biological process: zinc ion transmembrane transport. Lineage: Eukaryota; Fungi; Ascomycota; Sordariomycetes; Sordariales; Chaetomiaceae.